UUAUAAAGGCAUUAGCACUACCCACCAAAUUAAGUUUCAUCUAGAAAGUAAGAGUUUGGAUAUUCAUUCAUCAAAGAGAAGCUUUUUGCUUAGAGAAAUGGGAAGAGCACCAUGUUGUGACAAAACAAGUGUCAAGAGAGGUCCAUGGUCACCAGAAGAAGACUCUAAACUUAAAGACUACAUAAGCAAACAUGGCACUGGUGGGAAUUGGAUUUCUCUUCCUCAUAAAGCUGGUCUGAAGAGAUGUGGAAAAAGUUGUAGAUUGAGAUGGCUUAACUAUCUUAGGCCAAACAUUAAGCAUGGAGAUUUUUCUGAUGAGGAAGAUAGAAUAAUUUGUAGCCUCUAUGUUAAUAUUGGAAGCAGGUGGUCAAUUAUAGCAGCUCAAUUGCCAGGUAGGACUGACAAUGAUAUCAAGAACUAUUGGAACACAAAAUUGAAGAAAAAACUUAUGGCUUUGCAGUUUCCAACAUCAUCACAUCAAAGAAAACCACAGUUUCCACCUUUUCCUUCUACUCAUCCAUUCUCAAACUACUUUACUACUACUCACACCCCCUUCUCAGAUUUUCAAACCAUUUCACUUCCAUCAAAUAAUAACUAUCCAAACACAAGUUUCAACCCCUUUUACCAAAAUCAAGAGUCUAUGAUUAGUCUUAAUCCUUCCAUGCAAUAUAAUAACAACAUGUUUAUGUUUGGAAGUGAAGGAAGUUGUAGUUCAUCUGAUGGAAGUUGCAAGGAAAUUAAGCAAGAAGAAAUUGGUUAUCAUCACAUGAAUAGUGGUGGAUUUGAUGAUUACAACAAUAAUAACUUUAUGAUAAAUUGUAACAAUGGAAGUGUUGGUGAAAAUAUUAACCAAUAUGAAGAAAAAACAAGUGGAGUUGGAUAUGUUUAUAAUAAUGGUCAAAGUCAAACAUUAACUCCAUUACUAGAUUAUGGUCUUGAAGAUAUUAAGCAAUUGAUUAGUAGUGAUAACAAAGAUUUUAGUGUUGAUGAGAUUCAUAAGAGUGAAGAAAAUGGUAUGUAUUACUUCCAUUAUUGAUUCUUCAGCUGAUGCAACUUACGAGAAGUUGCACCAGAGAUCGAAUUGUAUCGUAAAAUCGGAUGUACUAAUUUGAUGAUAUAACUGGGAAAGGGUAUGUUAGUGAAGUUUUUUUUUUUUUUUUGAGGUCAUGCAUGUGUAUUUUAUUUAAUUUAAUGAAAUGGUGAAACAUUUCUUAUUGUGGUUAA
This is a messenger RNA of Trifolium pratense (red clover), 1224 nucleotides long. Its product is annotated as transcription factor RAX2-like. NCBI's taxonomy places the organism in Eukaryota, Viridiplantae, Streptophyta, Magnoliopsida, Fabales, Fabaceae. The transcript is spliced from 3 exons. The record is from RefSeq and is a predicted model, not a curated record. Bases 98 to 1036 code for a protein of 312 amino acids.